UAAGAAAGAUCAAAAUCUAACCAUCAAUCUUUAAAACCCAUUUUCAUUUCUUCCAUCUAUCCUCUCUAAAACCCUAAUCCCCACCCCUCUCAAUCUUUCAUCUGCCCACCGGCCUCCAUCUCAUUCUCUAAUUCUCUAAUUCUCUAAAACUCUUAAUCCUUCAACUCCAUUGCUUCAGAUCUUUUUUUUUUUUUUUUUUUAAAAAUCCAUCACUUUACAAUGAUCACUAUCUAUGAGUCUCUCUCAUCAAUUUCUGAUUCUCAUCAUCGCCGGAAUGUUUGUUAAGUUGAGAGUCUUGUUGUUGCCAUUGAAGGAGGGACCAUCUUGUGAUUGUUGUUGUAUCAUUGGUUAUGGAUUUCUUUAAAGUAAGAAGGUUUAAGAAAGCUCGUAAGCCCAAAUCACAGGAAGAUCUAGAGGAGAAGCCGAUUCCACACCCGGAGGAACCAAACAAUGAGACUAAUAAUGUUUCUGGAAAAUCAGUUGCUAUGGAUGCUCCCACAGAUAUGGACGAUGAUGAUGAUGAUUUCAUCACAAAUGAGGUGAAGAGGAGAUUGAAAGAAUUGAGGACAAAUAUGAUCUCCCUUUUCGAUUUUGAUUUUUCUUCCCUUCUUGCUUCAUUGUUGUUGGAUGAUCUAAAGACCAGGUUAUGUAGAAGAUUUGAGCUAGAAGUUGAAGAAACAUCUUUCUUGCAAAUUUUUAAGUGAAGAAUGAAGAUGCAAUUUCAAGCACUGAAUUGUUUUUUUUUUUGCCCAAAUUUCUGUAAAUUACUGAAUUGUAGAUUCAUUUCUUUAAUUUUCUAGAUGUAAAGUUAAACAAUCAAUUCAAUUCAAAUUUGCUGUAACUUUUACUUCAUUGUAUAUGCUUUAACUUUUACUUCAAUAAGAAUGAAUUUCAUAUUCA
This is a messenger RNA of Beta vulgaris subsp. vulgaris (sugar beet), 900 nucleotides long. RefSeq lists its product as uncharacterized. NCBI's taxonomy places the organism in Eukaryota, Viridiplantae, Streptophyta, Magnoliopsida, Caryophyllales, Amaranthaceae. Bases 351 to 704 code for a protein of 117 amino acids. The record is from RefSeq and is a predicted model, not a curated record. The transcript is spliced from 2 exons.